Messenger RNA from Trichosurus vulpecula (common brushtail), 2497 nucleotides. It is a transcript of the gene SLC35A5, whose product is annotated as solute carrier family 35 member A5. The transcript has 7 exons. Gene Ontology annotation, molecular function: pyrimidine nucleotide-sugar transmembrane transporter activity. Gene Ontology annotation, biological process: pyrimidine nucleotide-sugar transmembrane transport. Gene Ontology annotation, cellular component: Golgi membrane. The coding region runs from base 379 to 1662 and encodes 427 amino acids. The record is from RefSeq and is a predicted model, not a curated record. Lineage: Eukaryota; Metazoa; Chordata; Mammalia; Diprotodontia; Phalangeridae.
UCCUGACUGGUAUGUUCUCGUACCAAUUCUUCCGGCACUUCAAGAAGCUGAGCCUUAGGGAACAGAAACGAUCUUAUCGGUCCGUUUCUUCCCCCUUAACCCUUCCCUCCCCACCACUCCCUUAUCCUUCUUCGACAAUUCUCAAAAUCUACGGCUGCUACACCUUGCCCGUCACUCCCCAGCCUGACAUGUACCGCCAGGCCAGGAUGGGCUUCUUUCUACGCAGGUGUACCCAGCACCAGGGAUAGGUAACAGCGCCCAGCGCAUUGGAAACCGCGCAUGCGUAGGCAGAGGCGCCCACUGAGGGUUGAGACUUUAUGAACCCACUGCGCAUGUGUAAGAAGAGGCUACGAACAAUCAGACAGUUCAGACGUUGGAAUGGAAGGCAAGUGCUGCAGUCAGGCUGGACCAUGGAUUACAUCAACAGCUUCCACAGGUCUUCUGGGGACCAUGUUUGUGGCUUUAAGUUCAAGUCGUAUUUUGUUGAUGAAAUUCUCAGCCAAUGAAGAGAAUAAAUAUGAUUAUCUUCCUACAACUGUCAACAUGUGUUCAGAACUUGUGAAGCUGAUCUUUUGUGUGGCUGUGGCAAUCUGGGUUGUGAAGAAAGAGGACUAUCAUUGUAAAGAUUUUGGAUGUGCCUCUUGGAGAGAACUCUGCCAUUAUAUGAAGUGGUCCAUUCCUGCCUUCCUUUACUUUCUGGAUAACCUGAUUGUCUUCUAUGUCCUGUCCUAUCUUCAGCCUGCCAUGGCUGUGCUCUUCUCAAAUUUUAGCAUUAUAACAACAGCUCUUCUAUUCAGGAUAGUGCUAAAGCGACAUCUCACCUGGAUACAAUGGGCUUCUCUGCUGAUUCUCUUUUUGUCAAUUGUGGCCUUGACUAUAGGGACUGAAAAUACACACUUGACAAGACAUAGAUUUCAUCACGAUGCCUUUUUCAGCUCAUCCAACUCUUGCCUCCUCCUCACAAGGCCGCUGAGUGAGUGCCAUGGAAAAGACAAUUGCACAGCAAAGCCAUGGACUCUUCCUGAAGUCAAAUGGAAUACUACUGCCAGGACUUUCAAUCGUAUCCGCCUGGGCCUGGGUCACGGGCUUGUGAUAGUUCAGUGUUUUAUUUCCUCGAUGGCCAACAUCUAUAAUGAAAAGAUAUUCAAGGAAGGGGACCAGCUCACUGAAAAUAUCUUCAUACAAAAUAGCAAACUCUAUGCCUUUGGAGUGUUUUUCAAUGGACUGACCCUAAGCCUUCAGAUCACUAACCAUGGCCAGAUGGAAAAUUGUGGGAUUUUUUAUGGCCACAAUGCAUUUUCAGUAGCACUUAUUUUUGUCACUGCUUUCCAGGGUCUCUCAGUAGCCUUUAUUUUGAAAUUCCUGGAUAAUAUGUUCCAUGUUCUGAUGGCUCAAGUCACAACAGUUAUAAUUACUACAAUAUCUGUCCUGGUCUUUGACUUCAAACCAGCUUUGGAAUUCUUUUUGGAAGCCCCAACAGUCCUUCUUUCUAUAUUUAUUUAUAACUCUAGUAAAUCUAGAAGCCUGGUAUAUGCUCCUAUGCAAGAGAGGACCAAAGAUCUAAGUGGCAAUCUCUGGGAAAGGUCAAGUGGGGAUGGAGAAGAACUGGAACUUCUGACUAAACCCAGCAGUGACAAUGAAUCAGAAGAUGAUGCUUUCUAGUUGACACCCAAACAAGUGGCAGUACUCAAGAAUCAGCUGUUAGUUUUGGAUAUUUUCCUUUUCACUUAUUGCUUUGAUACAGAAUACCACUGCAAGACCAGAGGCUCCAAGAAAUAACUAUGGGAUUGGGGCACAGUAGCACUAGCCCUACACUUUAUAAUACAGCGUGAAAUAUUUACAGGGUAUCCUCAACGUGCCAAAAAAAUGCAGUAUACACUUUAGCUAACCCUCUAAACUUGUGGGAAAAACUCACGGGGUCCAUCAAGGACUUGUAAUUUCAUCAGUGUGGCAACUCCUUCUAAUGAAUAUAAAUUACAACCUGUCCCUAGUUUGUAGUUUCAGAAUUUCCUAAGGUUUGGAGAAGUUAAGAUUCGCCUUGCCAAAAAUGAAUGUCAUGGCCCUCCUGCCCCUGAGGGAAAGAGAAGUCUUUUACUUUUCUCUCUAAAGACAUCAAUAUUACCUGAGUAACUCCCUUACAUUUUGAAGGUGCAGCUAUCUCUUCAUUUUUCACUUAAGGGAUAUGGAGACCCUUAAUCAAAUUUUUGCUUUAAAGGAUCCAAACUUCUGACGACUCAGCAGAAUGUGGGAUUCAUAUAUUAUCUUUUCUUUUGCCAAAGAAUUAAUUUCUUUUUUCUAAAACCGAAUGUCCAAAUUUGAAUUUUAUGGGAUUCAUGAGCAAUAAGAUUUUAGUGAUUCUUGUAUAAACUUCUUAAGUGAACAACAAUUUAAAUGAAAGUGGAAUUUAACAAGCUGGAGCAUAUUUCUCCAUUAAAAAAGCUCAAAAAAAAUCUCAAGUUCAUUAUUUUUGAAUACAAUUAAAUUUCAAUGAAUAAUA